CCGGUAUUUGUGGCGGCGGGCGCGCAGAGAACCGUCAGUCGACGUUCAGCCACCGCGGGAGAACCAGCGCAGCAGCAACCCAGCGCACCAGAAUGGGAGGCAUCACUCAGAGGCCGUGGACACCCACCAAGAGGCGUGGCCCGAUCGCCGCGGAGUUCUCCGGUCCAGGACCGGCCUGCGUCACCUUACCCAACCUCAUCGGAGGUUCUGCUGUUCCUGAUUCUAAACGGGGACGUGCUCCGGCAUUCAGCUUUGGCAGCAGGCACAACAGCAAGAAUGACAGUGCAGGUCCUGGACCAGGCCAGUACAAUGUGACUGGUCUUAGUGCAAAAGGAAAGGACAGUCCUCCAGCUGCCACUCUUCAUGGGCGCCCCAAGGACCCACGUCAUGACAACACACCAGCCCCUGGUGAUUACAAUCCAGAAAAAUCAGAAAAAGUAGUCCUUGACAACUCCCCGAAGUACACUUUUGGUCUGAAAACUCAGGUUGAGAAGCCUAGCACUACUCCAGCUCCUAAUGUGUACAACAUUCCAACAGUGUUGGGUGCCACAAAGGAGGGUAACAAAAAGCAGGCUCCAGCAUUCACCAUUUCUGGGAGGCAGAAGGAACUUACUGAUGACCGUAUUCUUGUGCCAGGCCCAGGUACCUACAACGAUGCACGGGCAGAAAACUACAAAGCACGCUCUCCAGCAUACUCCAUCAGCUCACGUUACCAGCUACCUUCAGACUCAACACAAAAGCCAGGGCCAGGGGCACAUUCUCCAGAGAAGGUAACCCUCAACAGGCCAUGGGCCCCUGCUCAUUCGUUUGGAAUCAAGCACUCCCCAUAUGUGGGGACAUCGAGGGCUGAUUUGCUGGCUGAGCAGAAGCUGCAACUCUGUGGCCACAGGAGGGGCUCCUGCUAGGUGAAGCUGGACACACUGCCAAACUACAGCUUUGGCAUCAAGCAUUCUCCUUACCUUGGGUACCUGAAGGGGCAGAUGGUGUAGAAAAUCCAACCAUGUGUGAUUUCAAAAUAAGAGGCGUUUCAUCUAUUUAUAUGUAUGACACUUCAAGGAAGCUACUGUACUGCAAAUAUUUUAGCCGUUGGUUUUGGAGAACUAUUAAUUUAACUUGUGGAAUGAUAUUUUCAGCAAUACGACAAAUUUCAUUCUAUAAUGUGCCUCAGAGUGAGCUUAUGUUUAGCAAGAUAGCUUAUAACAGCAAACCGUAUACAUUAAAUAUCAACUGCAGUGUGCUUAGUUUAGCUAACCUGCUAUAAGCAGUAUCAUUCAAUAUUAAAGAAAUAUAUUCAUCUUUCCAAUUUGUUAUUCUAUAUACUUUGUCAUACAUAGUUAGAAGGGUGAAAUCCAUUCCUAAAUGUCUUUUACUGCAGUAGAACUCCACUACAGAACAGUAGUAAGGCAUGGCACUAAUGAGAUUAUUUGCAGGGAAGUCCUUUGGUUUCUUGCUAAAAAACAAACAAGCACUUUUGACAUUCAAUAGAUACUGACAAAGCUUGCACACAAGAGCUGCUGUGAAUGACUCUAUUGCUAAAAUAUUUGUAAGUAGGCGAAGCACAUCAUUUGGAAAAAAAAUGUAUGGACUUCAUAAAUAAGCCUUUGAAAGUAUAUUUUUAUAGAUGAACUUUUUGUCUACUAACUAUUAAUGAAGGAAAAUAUUUGUAAAAUGUGUGUACUUGGGUAAAAUUCAGGACAUAUUAAUAACUGUUCUGUUGCCAUUGUUAUUUACACUGUGUUAAAUUUAAUGUUAUAUACACUGUUAUCUUGUAAUAUUGAACUGUCAUUUACAUUUCUCAUUUUACAUAGAAAUCAUCCAUCCAUUCUGAUUUAUCUACUGUAUUUGUUAGUGUAACAAGAUGAGGCUUCAGUAACACAUAUCCUAACAAGUCAGGAGAUCAAUUUUAAUACUUGCUGUGAAUUAUGUUCUGUUUUAUAACACUGCAGGUGAAGGACUUCUUGUCAAUGAAGAGUUCCUUUUGUUCAGAAUAUUCUGAUGGCUUGUUACUUAUAUAAUAUACUGUUAAGUUUUGCAUAUUGUUAUUGAUGUUUGUGACUAUAGGAAAGAUUAUGCCAAAAUGUGAUGCUCAUUUCUGUUAAUAACAAUAAAGUCAUUGCUAAAUUUCA
Messenger RNA from Schistocerca serialis cubense, 2126 nucleotides. RefSeq names its product outer dense fiber protein 3. Gene Ontology annotation, cellular component: cytoskeleton. Bases 93 to 905 code for a protein of 270 amino acids. The record is from RefSeq and is a predicted model, not a curated record. NCBI's taxonomy places the organism in Eukaryota, Metazoa, Arthropoda, Insecta, Orthoptera, Acrididae. The transcript is spliced from 8 exons.